ACCUCGUUUAUUAAUGAGAGAGACAUCACCAUUCUCAGUUAUUUCUCACAAACAUCGCAAUGUCUCGUCAAGUGCUCUCCACGCACGUGCUUGACACGACCAGUGGCAGCCCAGCGGUGGGCUUGUUUGUGGAUCUAUACAAGCAACGCGACGAGUCGUGGACUCUGUGGCACAGUACAACGACAUCUGGCGACGGGCGGGUACAGUUUCCCUUCUCGCAGGACUCCAUGGCGCCGGGCACUUACAAACUGAAGUUCAAUGUCGAAGAUUAUUUUAAAAAGAACGAUAAGACUACUUUAUAUCCUUUUGUUGAGAUCGUGUUCAAAGUGUCCGAGGGUGCGCACUACCACAUCCCACUGCUGCUCAGCCCCUACGGCUACACCACCUACCGGGGCAGCUGAACACGUCUUUUCAAAUAUCUUGGCGGCCCAAGGUCAUCAGUGCGUCGCCGUGCCCUCCC
Messenger RNA from Papilio machaon (common yellow swallowtail), 460 nucleotides. RefSeq names its product probable 5-hydroxyisourate hydrolase R09H10.3. The transcript has 2 exons. Bases 60 to 401 code for a protein of 113 amino acids. Gene Ontology annotation, biological process: purine nucleobase metabolic process. Lineage: Eukaryota; Metazoa; Arthropoda; Insecta; Lepidoptera; Papilionidae. Gene Ontology annotation, molecular function: hydroxyisourate hydrolase activity. The record is from RefSeq and is a predicted model, not a curated record.